UGCAGGCAGUGUGAGAGUGUCCGUGUGGGUGUUUGUGUGUGUCGGAUAGGUACGGGGGGGUUGAGCCGCCGUGAAUGUUUGAACUUAUUUAUGAGAUACUCUCCAAAUUAAUUUAUUUUCCACUGCAGGGGAACGUAAGGUAACUUGGCUAAAGCACAGGGAAGGAAAGCAGCCGCCGCCUCCUGGAACAAGCAAGAUUUUCACCAUGGUUGCCACAAGCACAUUAAAGACCAAAAACAGCGAGUGCAUAUCCGAGUUGGUGGAGCGGAGAUAUGACCAGGCUUGCAUUGAGAAAGAGCUGGAUUUCUGGGAUCACUGCCUGGCCGAACCGCAGAGGAAUGUAGAUGUCAACGAGGACAGGACGUGUCAACAGCUGGCCAAGAUGUUCGAAAACUGCCUGUCACGUGCCAAGAAAACAACGCUGCACUGCUCCUCUGUGCUGGUACCAGAGAAGCUGACGCGGAGGAUAGCUCGCGACGUCCUGCGGCUGGCAUCGGGCGAGCCUUGUGGCCUGCGUGGCUGCGUCCUGUAUGUUCACCUGGAGCUGGACAAGGGCUGCAAGCGGCUGGAGCGCAUCGUGUACGAUGCCACCGUGGUGCCCACUUUCGAGCUGACUCUAGUGUUCAAGCAGGACGGCAGCGCCUGGCCCAGCCUGCGGGACUUCCUCUUCAUGGGCACCUGCUUCGCCCCGGGCUUCAGGCACGUGCUCAAGCUCAGUCCAGGUUUCCGGCUUGUCAAGAAAAAACUGUAUUCCUCCUCCUCGGCUGGUACCGUAGUAGAGGAGUGCUGAACAGGGAGGGAGGGAUGGGAGUGGGAUGCUGGGUUUUGUUUCUUGGGUAAACGCACUUCUGCCUGAAUGUAAAUGACACUCCAUUGGUGUCUUCUUUUCUACAAUUUUUUUGUACAAUACACUUUGUCAAUUCAACAAUUAGUAGUCUGUCUGUUCCUGAGUGGUACUCAUUCAAUUUGAAACUAAAAGAGGUGGAGUUGAGGUUGAUGCCUAAACAAGACAGAUAGUUCUGGGACUGGCUUCACGGUAUUUCUAACAGUACACGUUUUUAUCAACAAAAUUGUAAUAUUCUGGAUGUUUUUCGUAAAACAAACAUUUUCCCACUCGCGCACAAUUUGAUGUACAUUUUUCAGAUGAAAGACUGUUUGCGUCAACAUGUUUUUGAGAGGGAUAUACAUUCUGUAGGUACAGUUCUGUUAAGACACUAGCCACUUUGUUGAUGCAUCUACCUGUUUCCAGAUUCAUCCAAUGUGUUCAGCAAAAGUAAACACACGUAGGCUUGAAUAGGAUACUGAAGAGAGAAUUUGGGGGCCAUAUAGUUGUGUCAUGCUGUAUUUAGGUAUGGAUGUUUAGAUAAGUCAUUGAAUGUCUUGUGAAGAUGCUGCUUUCAUGGUCUGGGCUUCCUUGCACUAGGGAAAUGUGAAUGCCUUAACUGCCAUGUAAUCUUUUUUUUUUUUUUUUGCACUCAGAUAGAUCACAGUGUUGGAGUUUAAUGUAAAUCUUUUAACGCUUUUUUAUACCCUCCAUUUCAUUGCAGAGCUUUUCUAGAUUGUUGAUGGGAUAGUUCAUUCAAAUGUAUACUUGUUUCUGUACCUUCUUAACUGGGAGGCACAUGAAAGUAAUGAGGUUCAGAAUUGAUGCGUCAGAUUUUUCUGAAUUAUCCCCCACAGGUUGCAAUGCAUUUUUCAGAAUAACUGAAGAGUUUUUUUUUUUUUUUUUUUUUUUUUUUUGGACACAAUUCUAAAUUCCUGUUUAAGGAAAUGGUAGUUCUUGUCUAUUUGACAAUAAAACAUUUAAACCAUG
Molecule: messenger RNA, 1813 nt
Organism: Myripristis murdjan (pinecone soldierfish)
Lineage: Eukaryota; Metazoa; Chordata; Actinopteri; Holocentriformes; Holocentridae
Product: DNA damage-inducible transcript 4-like protein
Exons: 3
Coding region: 206-790 (194 amino acids)
Biological process (GO): negative regulation of signal transduction
Cellular component (GO): cytoplasm
Source: RefSeq, a predicted model, not a curated record